UGUCUCGGAACGCCCAGUACAGCUGGUACCUCCAUUGCUUACCAAGACAGCACCCUGCACUGACAAUGCGUGGCGCUAAGCUAAAACAAGUCAUUGUGUGAACGUGAUGUCCAUGGCUACACUGCUUUGCAACCUGGAAUUAUGACUCAAGAAAGCUACAAGAAUUGGCACAACUGAGUGUAUAACACUCAGUACUGCCUCCCUCUGCCAUCCCACAAUGCUUGGGCUACAGGAAACAAGACCUGCUGGGACUUCCUCCACCAAAUCAUACAGCUGUGUGGCAUGCUCAGCCACGUUUCAUGGUUUAGCAUCUCUCUUGGUACAUCAAGCAUCUCACGCCAGUGAAGUUUCUAGUCCACUAGGGGCUACAUCACCUACUUGCAGUCACUGUGGUGGAUUAUUUGCAAGCAAAGAACUUCUUGAAAAACACCACUGCAUGCUAUUGCCCCCUACUGUAACUCAAGAUUUACACACAUGUGAACGUGAGGAAGGGUUUCAGGAAAUUGGUGCUAUUCAGGUGCAUGAAAAGAUGCACGAAAUGAAGACUUUUACAGAGUCAGAUAAGGAUUCUACUAUAAAAAUUGAAGUCAUGACUGAUUGCAGCCACUUUGCUCCAGUUCUCCCCUCUGAGAGCUCACCUUCCCAUGGUACUGAGGAGUCAUUUAAUGAGAGCACACAGACACUUUCUGAAGUUGAGAAAAAAGGGUCUAUAUCCAUGUCAAAUGUACCUCCUAUGCCAUGUCCCAUCUCACAAGGACAUCAUGAAGGGUUGCUACCAGCAUGCAUAUCCAGUCCUAUGAUUUCCACAGAAGCACAUAGUGAGUCCUUUGAAAAUAAAGCUAAGCUCAUGGAAAAUGAAAAUGUGAAUAGUUCUGACAAUGAGGAAUCACCAGACCAGUCAACAGUAACAAAUAAGAAAACACUUCUUAAAAUGCUUGCCUCUGCCUAUAUGAGCUGUAGACAGCCAGCCCAAAUUAAAUGGGGCCAAAUCAAGAGGGCUCUGCCUCCCCGAAAAGUUUCACCUAGGGCACCUUUACAAGCUCCAAUGGCUAUGUCAGCAUCAAACCCUGAGUGCACUGUUAAUCAGUUAAGACAAAAGGUUGCCAAAUAUGCCCCUAAUCGAGAAGGUUUAAUAACAUCAGACAGAACCUUCUCAAACAAAGGCAGUGUUGUAUCUGUGACCAAGACUUUGUGUCCUGUGGUGGCACUUGAGACUCGUCAAAAGCUUUUCAGGGACAAUGUUGAAGGUAGAUAUCAGUGUGGAAUCUGUCGUAGGGUGUUUCAGAACAAGGACAGCUUAAUAAUGCAUCAUGCCUUGCACAGGAAGGAAAGAGUUAAAUUUUGUCACCGUUGCCAGCAAUUUGUCAUCAGUGUAAUUUCUGUUCCGGAUAACCAUAUCUGUUCUGGCUAUGGCGGAGCAGCCAACUCUCUUCCCACAAUAAUGUAUCCACGAAAAUUAUUUCGCUGUCAAUUGUGUAACCGGAGCUAUACAAGGCGCCACAGGCUUAAAACACAUAAAUGUCACUGGGUAGCUGCUUCGGCUCGAAAAGAUGCCACAGUCUGCAAUAUUGGAGGGGAGCAACUCUCGUCAGUGAAGAACUCAACAAGCCAUGUAAAUGUUGCUGUGAACACUGAGAGCAUUAACUCUAUAAAGACUGAAGAGAGUGCAGGAUCUCCAGUGGUGGACAAAUUUCAGUUGAACCCUAACUCUUUUAAAUCUGAAAGAGCACCCAAAAGUUUCCCACCUUUUCUUCCCAAUAAGUCUAAAUUUGCAUUAGUGCAAUCAAAGGAAAAUGUUAAUGAAAUGUUGAAAGGAGAGAAUUCCAUUAACUCUUCAUCGUCUGAAGCUGAAGGAAUGGCAGGGAGUAACACAGAUGGAAGUGAGUCAUUAGAAAGAGGCCAGUGGACUGUACCGCUGGAUGAUGCUGAAAUUGAUGUUCUGACUGAUGAAGAAAACUGCCCAAGUCCAAAAGAAACCACUGAUGAUGAGGUCAUUAUUUUAGAGCCGUCUGUUAAUUAUGGAACAACACAUUCUACAAGUAAAGAUUUUCAGGUUCAUGUUUCUGAGAGUGGAAUAAGGCGUUUUUCCUGUAACAGAUGUCAGAAAAGCUAUUCUAGGCGUUUUACGCUAAAUCAGCACCUUAGGAUUUGUAGAGCAAGAAAAUUAAUGGAGCCAAAUUCCUAUGGAAAUGUGUCAGAUAAUAUCCUUGGGGUGAGGAAAAUGUUUCCAUGUCCCCAUUGUGGUUCAUCAUUUACUCGCAAAGAUAAUAUGAAUAUGCACCGAAAGAGGUGCCAAUCCAUGAGAGCUGCAAAAACUCUGGUGGGAAAUGGGAUGUUGGACAAGCAAAAUCAAGCAGCCCAGGAAAACAUAUUUGUGUUGCCACCAGUUUCAAAGAGCCAAGUGAGACAGGAGGGCAGUAGUAAUGUUGGGGGUGGAAGCUGGGGUAUUAUGUCAUUACCAUCUGUGCUCCCCAGAAAAGUGACUUGUGAGUGUGGUGCUAGUUUUACUUGCCCUAGGCUUCUGUUUGAACAUCUGCAAAUGCAUGCACUAGAGUCUUACAUUUGUUCCCAUUGUGGUGAGAAUUUGCAGUCUUGGGCUGAUUUUGAAGCACAUCAGCAAUUACAUCUACAAACUUCAGGGGCAAAAAUUGAGGACAAAGGGUCACAGCAGCAAUCACAUGUGCAGCCUCAGCUUCAGCAAGAGCCAAACAUUCAGACAUCAGUGCAAAAUCAAAAAAAGAUGUCUCAAGAUCUGUUUAAAUCACGUUUAAAUCACAGGCCCUUCACAGGUCCAUAUGUUUGCCACAGAUGCAAGAAGAUCUUUAGAUUACGCAAGUCUUUGCUAAGGCACCUAACGCGGAGUUGUAAGGGAGCUGCUACAACUGAAAACAAACACUCUUGUUCCCGCUGUGGCAUGACUUUCCAAAACUCUUUAGCCCAAGAGGUCCACAUGCGUGGCAACACUUGUACCCCCGCUUUCAAACCUCUUAGUUGCCCAGUGUGUGUACGUUGGUUCAGCAGCCUUGAAGGACUCAAGAGACACUUGUUGUCACAUAGCCAAGAAGAAAGUUUGACUUGUCAGAUUUGUUCUUGCAAGUACUCAAGCCAUGCUGCACUUGAGGAGCAUAAACGUAGUGUCCACAGCACAACCAAGGACUCUGAGUCACCUACUGUUCAGUCAGCUCAUGUUUCACAAAGCAGCUCAUCAGAUGCCUUUCGCUGCCAGAUAUGUCAGCGCAGUUACCCAAAACUCCAGUCCCUGAAAGAUCAUCUAAGAAAGGUUCAUAGACCAAAACAUCUAAAUGCAGUCCGCAUUGGCAGUUUUGAGUCCAAGGAAUUGUCCAAAGGAAUUGCACAGCAAAGUCAGACCAAGCAGUUUCAGUGUCACAUUUGUGCUCGUGCUUACCAAGAUAUUCAGUGCUUGAAAAAUCACAGGAGGAGGGUCCACCGUAUUCUAGGAGGUGGACUGCAGCCUCCAAGGGCAAAUCUACAGCAAAGUCAUUCCAGUCUAUUUCAGUGUCAAAUCUGUUCACGCACCUACCCUGACAUAAGGUCAUUGAGAAACCACAGGAGGCGGGUUCAUCGCAUCCUGGGUGGUCUUGAAAUAUACAAAGGGAUUACUCAUCAAAAUCACAGCACUCUUUUUAAGUGCCAGAUUUGCCAGCGCAGUUAUCCAGACCUAGGAUCACUAAAUAACCACAAAAGGAGGGAUCACUGUAUUUUAAGGGAUGUACUUGAGUCAACAAAAUUGGAUGCCACACACAUGGACCAGUCACAGUCAGAUGUUGUACAUGUCACAGAUCCCAGUGGGAAUUUUGAGCCUAUUGCAUAACUGUGGUUUAUGAUCACUGACAUUUAAGUUAGAAAUAACAUGUACUGUGGGACUUUUUUUGUGCACUCGGCUUUGUACAAUUUUAUUAGACUUAAAUAGUAAUAGCUUCAAAAUAAUUCUUCUGUAAAUAUGUUGGAUACUUUUUAAGGCAAAUAUUCCUUAGCUGUUUUAAGAUAAUAUUCAUUCCGUUCUUCUCAUUUCAUUAGUUGGUGGUAAGUGGUACCACCAGUAGAAAGACACUUCCCAAUGGUUAAAUAUAAUUGGCUGCAAUCUGUCAAUUACUUUGCUGGGUUCUGUUUUGAUGGUCUGUUUUUUAUGUUUUGUUUUUUUGUUGCAUUUUAGGUUAUUCUAUUAAAGAUUUAUUAGAGAUUAAAGAUUAAUACUAAUGAGUAACAGCUGCAAGUCUUUGAAUCUGAUAAAGUGGGAGCAUGGCUUCCAUGGUUUGUACUGACAUGCCGUCAUUUUAUUUUGAACUACUGUAACAAUGCUAUAUAACUGGAUGAGCCAAAAAAAAAAAGGCACUGCAUGAUGCCUCCUACAGGAGUUUUUUUUUUUCUUUUUUAGCAAUCAUUAAUAAAACAGUACUAUUCUUGACUUUCAUGAAGAAUCUCAGCCUUUUGAGGAGUUUUUGUAAAAUUAUUAGGCCACAAAAUUCAUGAUCUUAGCUUUCCACACUCACAUGUACAGUGGGCCUCAUUUAUUAAGUUGGAUAUGAACAGAUUUAUAUGUAAAUCAUUUGUACGAGUAUGAGAAUUUGGUGCAAAUCGCAUAAAUUCGGGAAAAAAGUGUGUAAACUUCUGCAUAAGAAGACCAAGUAAUCAAAACCUUGAUUGAUCGACUUAAAAUCAUAUAAUUUGCAUGGAUUGUUGCUCUUUUAUAUGUGGAAUAUACUUAUUAGGGUUUAAAUUGCUUAUUUAUAUAUUUACAUUCAUAGCAUUUAACAGAAAUGCUUUGUUGUCCAUCAAGAAAGCAUCCUUGUGCUAGUUUACUAGGUCAGAGACUAAAAGGCUUGGUUGUUAUCAUUAUUAUAUAUUAAUAAAUAUUUUUAUUGGCAUGGAAGUGAAUCAAAAUAAAUUCCACUUUUACCUUUCGACCUUUACACUUAACAUUAAUUUUAUUUUCCCAGGUGUCUGUACACGUGAAGAUACAUAUGUAUUCAUAUAUUAUGAAGAAAAUCAGCCUUUCCAAAACUUGUGUAAAUCCGGUCGAAACGUUUAGUUCAGGUUGGCUUAUGCAAACAUUUACACACAACUGUAUUAACAAUUAAAAAAUGAGCCCCACUGAGCUUUUUGGAGCAAGAGUGGUCAAUUAAGAAAAGUCAACGAAGACCACAUUUUCAUAAAGACAUAUGUAUAGUGAUGUACACCUGUUACUGCCUAAAACAUAUUUUGGCUGUAACCUAUCUCAAUGUAAAUAAUUGUGCUUGUUCUUUUCUCUCUCUUUUUUUUUUUUUUAACCUUUCUCUCACAAACAGAAAUAGAGCAUUUUAAAACACUUGGUACGUGCAUGAACAGCUGAAAAAAAAACACAUUGUAAAUAAAGGUGUUAUUUGUAAUCUCAGUGCAUUGUGAAUGUAUAAAAGUUUGUUUAAUGGUAAUGUUUUGGAAGACUGUAACUCCAUAUUGUACAAAUAAAUACUGUGGCAUUGUAUGUUUUUAGGUUCACUAAACAUUUAAGUGUUCAGUUAUUCAUAUGUUUAUUAAAUAUUAUAACAACCUACAA
Messenger RNA from Ictalurus punctatus (channel catfish), 5554 nucleotides. Its product is annotated as zinc finger protein 646. Gene Ontology annotation, cellular component: nucleus. The coding region runs from base 218 to 3832 and encodes 1204 amino acids. The transcript has 2 exons. Gene Ontology annotation, biological process: regulation of transcription by RNA polymerase II. Gene Ontology annotation, molecular function: RNA polymerase II transcription regulatory region sequence-specific DNA binding; DNA-binding transcription factor activity, RNA polymerase II-specific. Lineage: Eukaryota; Metazoa; Chordata; Actinopteri; Siluriformes; Ictaluridae. The record is from RefSeq and is a predicted model, not a curated record.